AUGAUUAGUAUUCGUCUUCCACAAUCAACAUGCAAUUCAACAAAGCGCGCAUUGCACGCGUCCUCGUGCAGACCCAAGCCCAUCUUUGAGCCACGCUUAGAAGACGAUGGCCUUUUGAUCCAUGAUAAAUACUCGGAGAUUCGAGAAAAAUACGAUUCUCCGAAACAUCCAAUCGUUCUUGCCCAUGGGCUGCUUGGCUUCGAUGAACUGCGCCUAGCUGGUCCCUAUCUUCCAGGUGUUCAGUACUGGCGUGGGAUUAAGGAGGCACUUUCUGCGAAAGGGAUUGAAGUCAUCACUGCUACUGUUCCCCCGUCCGCUUCUAUUGAGGAACGUGCCGAGGCGUUAGCCCGUGAAAUUGAAGCUGGGGCGCGCGGUAAAGAUGUCAAUAUCAUUGCCGGCCUCGACUCCCGAUACAUGAUUAGUCGACUUCGACUAGAGAAGUUUAAGGUGCUAUCACUAACAACCAUUGCCACUCCACAUCGAGGUUCUGCUGUGGCAGACUACGUCUUAGACCAGAUUGGAGCCGACCGUCUUCCCCAGAUUUAUUACGCAUUGAAUCGACUCUCCGUCGAAACAGGAGCUUUCAGCCAGCUAACGAGGAAAUACAUGUCCGAGACAUUCAAUCCAAAUACACCCGACGUUGAAGAUGUUCGAUAUUUUUCCUACGGUGCAGCUUUUGAGCCUAGUAUUUGGUCUGUGUUCCGCCUGUCCCACAAGAUUCUCGCCGAGGUGGAAGGGCCGAAUGAUGGCUUGGUCAGCGUGGCGAGUAGUAACUGGGGAGGUGGGAAGGGAUACAAAGGGACACUAAUGGGAGUCAGCCAUCUGGAUCUUAUCAACUGGAGCAAUCGAUUGAAAUGGCUGGCUGGAGAGGUAAUGGGACAACGGCGGAAGUUCAACGCUAUUGCUUUAUAUCUGGAUAUUGCAGAUAUGUUGGCGAAAGAAGGUCUUUAA
Messenger RNA from Penicillium pulvis, 951 nucleotides. RefSeq names its product triglyceride lipase. The coding region runs from base 1 to 951 and encodes 316 amino acids. NCBI's taxonomy places the organism in Eukaryota, Fungi, Ascomycota, Eurotiomycetes, Eurotiales, Aspergillaceae. The transcript has 7 exons. The record is from RefSeq and is a predicted model, not a curated record. Gene Ontology annotation, molecular function: triacylglycerol lipase activity.